Canariomyces notabilis is the source of this 2184-nucleotide messenger RNA. Its product is annotated as HET-domain-containing protein. The record is from RefSeq and is a predicted model, not a curated record. The transcript has a single exon. The coding region runs from base 1 to 2184 and encodes 727 amino acids. Lineage: Eukaryota; Fungi; Ascomycota; Sordariomycetes; Sordariales; Chaetomiaceae.
AUGCGCCUUGUGAGCGGUGCCGUCUUUGGUCGUCCCCGAUACACCGGUCCCUCCCUUUCCCAUACCAAGAUCAAUGAGUUCUGUCAGCGGCAGUGCAAGGGUUGCAGCGAGAUCUGUGAGCUGCUGCGCUGGGGGGAAGUGCAGAGAAGACGAGACAGUGCCUAUCAAGGUUGCUCGGCGCCUCGUCUGGUCCACAAUAGCUAUAUCGAACUCGAUUACUGUUCCGGCGUCUCUGCAUGUGACACGUGCCGCACGAUUCGUCGAGCUUUUCUCCUGGAACAAGUCACGUUGCAAGAUGCCGAGCUCCUGGAGCAUCCCAAAAAUCAAGCACCUGUCCUCGCUAUUCUGAACCUCUCCCCUUCCGGCGACAGUCUGUCAUUCACCAUCGGAGCACUCGAACACCCCCUGUUUUCCGCUACCGUCCAUCUCAGCAGCAAACCGCCACCUCUGCCUCAACAAGAUCCUACAAGACACGGUGCCAGGUUGCGCCCGAAUCUCACAGAACUGCGCCGGGUCAUCGAUGAUUGCCACCGCAACCAUGAGUGUUCUUCAAGAUACCGUUGGUCGCAACGGAACCCGACUUGGCUGAUUCACAUCGUAUCUGACAGCCAUAUUCAACUGGUCGCGGGCCCGCGGGCGCCUGUCGAUUACGUCGUAUUAAGCUACUCGUGGGGAGACCCGGCGAGUAUGCCCGCUUCCGAAUGGGCAAGGAUCAAAGGCGCCGGCACAAAGACAAAGGAUGGUUAUCCCGUCGACGAGCGGCGAAAUCCAUUUCCAAUAUGGGACUUACCGGAGACUAUGCAGGAUGCCAUCGCCAUCUCGGCAUCGUUGGGGUUUUAUUACAUCUGGAUCGACAACGUUUGCAUCCCUAAGGGCACAAACUGGGAUACGGAAGCAUCCGUGAUGCAUGAGGUUUACGGCAACGCGGCAUUCACGCUAGUCGCAUCCUCCAGCACCAAAGCAACAGACCCCUUACUAUACGACCGGCUGGCCUGGACCCAUCGCAGCAAAGCCUGCAAGCUGCGCGGGCAGUGGCUACACAACACGCAGAUGUCUCUGGACAGAGUUCGACGCGAGUCGCCCGUGUCACAGCGGGGGUGGACGUUGCAGGAAGAGCGCCUCUCUCCUAGGACCCUGUACUGGACCAGCCAGCGAUGGUACUGGGUCUGUCCCGAGCGCCAAGUGACCGAGCUGAGCGAGCUGGGAUUCCACUCUCCCACAACCGAGGGGCCAACGCAGAUGAGCAGCUCGCCGCAAUCCUUUCUAGAGCUCUGUCUUACGGGGGACGAGCAGCAGCUCCACGAGGAGUGGCUGGACAUAGUCGAGGCCUACACCCCGCGGGAUCUGGUCGAGCCGCGGGAUCGAUUCCUGGCCAUCGCCGGCCUUGCUGUGCGAUUUUACACCGCAAAGGCCGGAACGGGGGGUUCGGUCAUCACGGAAGAAUAUCUGGCGGGCCUGUGGAGGGACAACUUUGCCAGGCAUCUCUCCUGGUCCGUCGCAACGGCCGUCGACCCGCGGACCAACCUCCAACACAUUGCUGCGUCGUGGUCAUGGGCCUCGCUGCCCCUCCGUGUGCGCACGAGCACCAAACAUGCCUUCCGGCCCUCCGAGCACUUCAAAUUCCUGGCCGUCGAGCACACCCUCGCACCUCCAUGUGGACCCAUGCCACACACGGAGAAGGCAAUCAAAGAAACCCCACUAAGCCGCGCCCAAGCCGUCGAGGAGCGCGGCAGGGCCAUCAAGGUAGUCGAAGUGCAGGGCCGGUUCCGGCGGUUCAUAUCCUCGGACGCGCUGCACGUCUCUUGGGAGGCCAUCGAGCGGAAGCGAGGCGGUUCCCGCACGAGCUUCGAUUUUGUCGACUUUUCAGGGCAGCAUAUUUACGCGCGCAACCGGGCCGACGGCCGCAUCGUGUCCAAAGACGCCCACAGCGGCGAGGUCGUCGGCCAGCUGGACUACCUCGUUCCGGACGAGCCGCCGAUGGAUAGGUUUACACCUUAUGUCCAGGAGGGGCAUGAAAAAGAGAUUGUGUGCCUCGAGCUGGGACAGUCUGCUAUGCUCUUGCUGGUGCCUAACCGCAGAUGGGGUCAGCCAGAGUCGUUUAGGCGGGUUGGGGUGGCGGUUGGGUAUGGGAAUAGGAAGGGGUUCUUUUACGGGUGUGAGACGAAGAGGGUGCGGCUUGCUUAA